Acipenser ruthenus (sterlet) is the source of this 9818-nucleotide messenger RNA. RefSeq names its product coiled-coil domain-containing protein 30-like. The transcript is spliced from 27 exons. Lineage: Eukaryota; Metazoa; Chordata; Actinopteri; Acipenseriformes; Acipenseridae. The record is from RefSeq and is a predicted model, not a curated record. Bases 1617 to 5237 code for a protein of 1206 amino acids.
AUGGUUUGUCCCGUUGCCAAGGCUCCCUGCGGCCUCGGCAACUGCGUUCUGCGCUCGGCUGAUAAGCGCAUCCCUGGAGCAGAAAGCUGUCCCCUGGCCACAGGCAGUGCUAACCUGGCAUUUUCAAGAACCGCGCCAGUAUGUGAAGACAGGAUCGGGCAGGCAACUCUACAGCCCGCAGGAAUAUCAGAUCGUGGAGUCAGCAUCCCCGACCUUUGAAAACGGUCUGGCUAAACAACACAGCGAGUGCAGAUACUACUGAACCCACAGAGCCGCGGAGGAGCGAAUCCAAGGAACGGGGAUUACUGAUCCGGGCUUCCGCUACUGAAAACGGGGUUCGAAAAACACAAUUUCUCACACGGACGCUGUGUUCUCCGUCUAGACUAGUAGACAGUGCUGCUGUGUUAACAUACAGUCACCCACCGUCCUGCUCAUAUGGGGAGCCCGGCAUACACACACUUGUUGAGUACAGAAAACUGUGUCCCUGCGCGGUAACAUUUGGUUAAGACGCGAUGCAGAUACAGUCAACACAUCAACCGAAGACUCCGUAGAUGUCCCGUAUUGAGUCCAAUGCCAUUCUGCUGGACUCAAUAGUCCAACAAUGUUGUUGUUAUUGUAUUGGAUACAGUGUGCACUGUGUACAACGUAAGGACAAAAGGAUCUACAACUUAAAAUCGCUACACUGGCAAUUGCAACUUGAACUCCGCACCCAGGUACAUCUGAUGCAAAAGGGAUUUUUUUUUUUUUUGCGGAAUCUGUAACAUUACGAGUAAAUGGGACGUCUUUAAAUUUAAAUAAACACAGUCGCACUUCCAAGUAAAACUAACUGGGAGACCAAAACUAUAAUCUAGAGAGGUGUACAAUACUAUAGACUGAAAACAUAGCCUUAUUUGGGUUUCGGUUUGACUGUGACAGCUGCAGUACCAAAGCGAAGAAAAUUGAACUGAGGAUCUCGUAAGAAUGAUUUAAGGCUUCAGCACUGCUGCCUGAAACUAAAGCAACAAACACUUAAACUGGGCUGUUCUGUUAAAGGGUGAGUCGCAGCGUGUUUCAGAGCAAGCGUGGUUGAAUACAGAGGUGUUUUGAAGUGGGAUACUAAGGCACCUCACCGUGAAACUGCUGCUCCCCAUUCACCCUGAUAAUACCAGCGACUUCCACUCUCGAACCCUCAAAUAGGAAGAGUUUUUAUAAACUUUUGUAUUAGUAUAAAAUUCUGGGUGCAGUAAUACAUAUACUUAUUGUUGAAACUUAGCAAACUCACACUGUUAAAUAAAAUAAUAAAACCGCUCAAGAAGUGAAUGUUGAGGGUUUGUGAGUGUUGAACUACAGGUCUUUGUACGCGUUAGCUUCAUGCACCAAAGGAUUCUCUGCACUGAAUGUUUGCAAAGAUCUCUCAGAGGAGUGUUAAAUAAUUGAUCUCAUUGUAUGAGGACUGACACAUCGAAUUACUUUUUAUAGAAGUAUGAACUUAACGAGGGUACAAAUAAAACCACUCGACUAUAUUUAGUUGCACAGCUUUUUUUGGAGCUGGGAUAACCACGAUAGUUCACACACCAUGGACUGUUCAUACAGGGUACGCUUGUAGGAGGGUUUUCUGUAGCCCUAGCGCAGAAGCCAUGGACAUUCCUCAACAGGAGCAAGCUGAGCUGGAUGACAUCCUCCAGAGGCUGAGGGAGGAUGGGCAGGAGCCCGGGGCCACGGCGGACGAGCGGCUGCGUCACCUGUGGCGUCUGUACCUGCGCAGCGAGGGCAGCCUGCGCGCCCUCACUCAGGACCUGGAGGAGGUGCGCUCGCAACAGGUAGCAGAGAUGAAAGAGGUGGAGAACUAUGUGGAUCACAUCCACAACCUGUCUGAGGAGCGCGAGGCCCUGACCGCUGAGUAUGAGCGAGAGAACGAGCAGCUCCGUGGGGAACUGCAGCAGCUGAGGCUCGAGCAAGAGGCCCAUCUGAAGGAGGUGGAGGAGAUGCUGGAUCAGGAGGGCCUGGCUGAGAUCUCCCACAGCAGCCCCAGUGAGCAGAUCGCCUACCUGCUGGUGGAGAGAUCCACGCUUCUGGAGAAGCUGGAGAGCGCGGAGAGGAAGCUGGACUCCCAGAGCUACACAGGCAGCCUGCGGGAGGUACAUCUGCAGGAGGAGCUGGACCAGAUUCGACAGACACUUGAAGAGGAGCUUCGGCAGCAGAGAGAGUCCAUGCAGCGCACCAAAGAGACCAUGAACAAGGACCCCCUGUCCCCAGCCACGAGCUCCUGGAAGAAGCUGUUUGGAGUCCAUACGGCAGCACAGGGUGCCCAUGCUGGUGCUUCAACCCACGAUGCCGAGCUGUCGAGUGAGCGGCGGCGGCGGGAGUGUGCGGAGCGGGAUCUGGACGAAGCGUCUCGCCGGCUCUCCAUGGCGCACGAGGAGAUCCGCAGGCUGACCGACGAGCUGGACAUCUCCAGGAAGGCAAGCAGCGACCCGGAGCUGCAGAGAGCACGUCAGGAGGUGGAGCAGCUGCGAGUGGAAGUAGAGGAGCUGAAGGAGAGCGACCUCCUGGAGCUGCAGAGGGUCAAGGAGCACAACGUGAGGCUGGAUAAAGAGAUCCUGUCUCUGCGGAGCCGCGUGCGCUCGCUGGACUCGGAGAGGAAGACCCUGCUCCAGACGGUGGAAAAACUGAAGGAGGAGGUGCAGCAAAACCAGGUCAGAGAGACUGUGUCAGAGCUUGAGUCUGUGCCUCUACAGCUGGACCAGACUGAACCCAAACUCCUCAGCCAGGAUCGUGCCACUGCUUCCCUGACACAGGCAGCGUGUGCUGGAGACACAGAGAACGAUGCCCACCAGCAAAUCCAUGAGAGGUGUCGUCAGGAGCUGCAGGACCGGGGCUGCCAGGUUCAGGAGCUGCGCAGGAAGCUGCUCAAGCUGCAGAGAGAGCAUGAGGAGCUGGGGGAGCGCAACGAGGAGCUGGAGUCCAUCCUGGGAGAGACACAGAACCGAACCAAAGAGGAGAGGGAGCGAUUCGAGAGCGAGACUGAGGGGCUGCACAGGAAGAUCACAGGGCUGGAUGCAGAGCUGUCCAGACUGCGUAAGAAACAGCAGCAAUGGGAGGGGAAGGGUGUGGCUGUGCCCAGCUCUGAGAUGAGUGAUGCAGAGCAGGCCCUGCAGCAGCAGCUGAAGAGCAGCCGAGAUAGGGAGGCGGUGUUGGAGGGGUGUCUGACGGAGGAGAAGGAGUGGAGGAAGCAGCUGGAGGCGGAUCUGAGUGCUGCACAGAGCGCGCUGAAGAAGAGCAAGGAGGAGCUGCAGCGGUGUGGGGCAGAGAUGCAGAGUCUCCGUGCCUCAGUGGAGGAGAGCAGCGCCCUGAAUGCCAGCCUCACCCAGGCCCGGGAGGAGAAGACCCUGCUGGAGAGGAAGGUUUGUGAGCUGGAGCUGAGUGCAAAGCGGCUGGAGGGAGACGUGGAGCAGCACAGGGCAGCAUGCAGCCAGGCCAAGGAGGAGCUGAGGAAGUGCAGGGAGAGGGAGGCAGAGCUGAGAGGAGAGCUGCACAGAGCGGAGGGGGAACACAGCACAUUACGGGGGGAGGUGCUGGAGAGCCGUGCCCAGGGGGCCUCCCCGCAGCAGCGGCUGAGCGAGAGUGUGCAUGAGCGGCUGGGCCUGGAGCUGCAGAGCCACAGACUGAGGCAGGGGACAGGGAGGGAGGCCAACCCAGAACAGCCCCAGCACAGGCCCUCCCACAGAGUUACGGGGAAGGGAGUCAACCAGUCCCAGGAGAGCCUGCUCCAGCAGAUGGGGGAGGAGUGUCGGCAGCUGAAGCAGGACCUGCAGAGAACGCAGAACCUGUUCUCCUCGGCGGAGAGAGAACUGCGAUACGAGAGAGAGAAGAACCUGGACCAGAAGAGACACGGUGCUCUGCUUGAGCAGGAGAACACCAAGGUGAAAGCUGAGCUGAAGCAGGCGCAGUCACGGCUGGCAGGUGUGGAGCAGGCCAGCGCGUCUCUGAGCGCGGAGUUGGAGAGCAGCCAGCAGAGAGGCCGGGAGCUGGACCUGGAGCUGCUGCACAGGACUGAGAGCGGCCGAGUCCAGCGCAGCCUGCAGGAGGAGCUGAGGGCAGAGAGCUCCCGCCUCCUCAGCGCAGACAAGAAGGUCCGGGAGCUCCAGCAGCAGCUGAAGGGAGCUCAGCACCAGCUGCGCCUAGCAGAGACCCGGGUGCAGGAGAUGGAGCAGCUGCAAAGAGAGGCUCGAGACAGCACAGAGAGCCUGGCUACGCUGAGAGGCAGACUGCAGGAGGAGCAGCUCUGCAGGAAGCUGCUGGAGCAGAAGGGGGAGGAGCUGCAGCAGCAGCUGCGCUUGCUGAGGGAGAAGGAGGCGUCUCUGAACCGCAGCAACACCGAGCUGAACCACUGUCUGCACCAGCAGGGGGCACGCUUGAGCGUGCUGGAGGAGGAGCACAGCACAGUAACAGAUGAGCACCAGCACAGCCAGAAGACCAAUCAGAAUCUGUCUGACCAGCUGUUGUCCUGCCAACAUGAGUCAGAGAGACUCCAGGAGGAGCUCCGGCGGGUUCUGCACCAGCUGGACUCACAUGUCAGGCGGUACAGCGAGAAGCAGGCCAGGCACAAGGCGAAGCUCCGGCGAGCAAAGGAGUUUUUCCUGAGAGAGACCGUGGAGAGAGACGGCAGGAUCAGGAAGCUGGAGAAGGAUCUGAUGCUGGCGAGGAGCCUGACCGAGAAGGAACAGGAAUGGAUUAGGAAAGUGACAGAUGUGAAUGAGAAACUUCUGGUGGAGAAACGGGAGCUGUUGAGACGUCUGAGCGAGGAGGAGGAGGUGGGGCAGACCUGCAUUCGCACCAUCUCCACCAGACAACACAGGUUGAACUGCCUGGAGGAAGAGAACAGGCAGCUCCAGGAUAGAACCCUGCGGCUGUCCAAUCAGGUCGGAGCGUUGGAGCGCGCUCUGAGGAGCGUCCAGUCUGUCUGCAGUAUGGAGGAGCUCAAAAAAGCCUUUCCCACCGAGAGCCUGCUGCUGAACGGCAGCCUUCUGCAGCCCAGCAACCCCAGUCUGACGGCAGGGAUGUGUGACACUCUGGGGAUCCUGGAUGCGAUCUGCAGGGUGAAGGCCAGCGAGCCACCUGAGAGCCUCAAGUCCUCCUUCUCCACCCCCCGCUCCCAGCCCUCUGACAUUGGAUACCUGAACCUGAGCUCCCCCGCAGCCAGGCCAGGCUCCCAGGACCCAGACGAGAGCCAGAGCCUGGGCAGCGACGAGGUGUGAGCCCCCUGGAGGGACAGCUGCCCCGGGUACUAGGGACCAGGAGGGACACAGGGCAGGCAAGAGGGACCAGGAGGGGCACAACAGGCAGGCAGGAGGGACCAGGAGGGACACAAGGCUGGCAGGAGGGAAACAGGGCAGACAAGAGGGACCAGGAGGGACACAGGGCUGGCAGGAGGGACCAGGAGGGGCACAACGGGCAGACAGGAGGGGCACCAGGCAGGCAGGCCUAUCUCUCCCAGGCCUUCUCAACUCCAGGCUGAAAAUCGGCAACCCUGGACUGGAAACAAAGCUGAUAGGAGCCAAGCCAGUGGUCAGUUACUUGAGUUUCACUUCCACGACAAUCUGCCCCAGACUAGUUAGUGUUGAGAGAAAUCAUGUCAUUGUAAUGAGCCAGUCCAGCUAAAGGAAUUAGUAAAGAGAUGCUUGCUGUAUAAAAACUGUAUGCAAUGUAGGAGACUCUACUAUGUAUAAUCAAACUGACAUAACCGUCGGCAAAGCAGCAAAUCAGCAGAACACACCAGGCGUGCCCAGAAUAACUCCUGCCUCUUAGACAGGUGUUAUAUUUAAAUGAUCAUGAUGAGAAAUUCAGCGUCUGUUUCUAUUUUUUUAAAUGUUGUGACAAUCCGUGUGACUCCCAGUGUUUGCACAGGGAGUCAUUUCCAUUGGACUAAACUAAAGCACUUUCAGCAGACAGGAGAAACUGCCUGCCCAGGUUUACAAGUAUUGAGAAGAAAACUUCAACAAAUAGGAAUCCUAGAACACAGACACAGGAUUUAGAGCAGAGCUUUAUUUAAGGAUCUGUUAUUAAUCAAGUGAUUAACAGUCCAAUAUUAUGACUAAUUAGAAAGGCUGUAUCAGCCCUGUAAAAACAAGAUAAGAAGCAUUAUGACAUGAGACUAUCUGUGGUAAUCAUCUUUCAUACCUUGUUAAUAUCUUCGUUGAUCAUGUUUAUAGAUGCUUUUUAAUAGAUCCUUUUUUUACAAUGAGAAGUGUUCUUUAUUUUCAUAUCACAAAACUGCCGAUUAUCAGAUUUCAUCCCAUCAUGAACUGCUGCCACUGCUUCUCCUGUAUGUAUUCAUAACUUGCUUGUGUUUUUGGACUGUUGCCCCAGUCAGCGGUACAGUACAAUACCGGUACAGCACUGUGUGCUGAGUGCACUACAUGCGGUCUGGUGUGCUCCAUUGUAACAAGGGUACAUUUCAGAUAUGGUAAAUAGGAAACAGAAAAACUCCCAUGAAAUACAAUGAAACCCGCCUAAUAUCGCUCCUGUUAAUGCCACCCUCUGUGUAUUAUCACCCCGUUGAAAUGCCCCCACUAGAAUAUAAGGUGAGUCAGUGGGGACAGGCUCCUGAUAACAAUAGGCCAGUUUUUGCAUGUUGCUUUGUUUCACGUGAAUGGACAAUGCGCGUGAAACUUGGCAGGGAAAGCUUGUGAAAAUGUCCCAAAAAAUAUUUUGCCAUGACAGUCUCAAUAACUUGUGAGAUUCCAGGAAAUGCUUGUGAAAUCAACGCCCACUUAAGAACAUAAGAAAGUUUACAAAAGAAAGUUUACAAACACGAGUUUCUUGUGAAAAUGUUAAUUAGCUCGUUCAAGUCCUUUCCAAAAGCCGCUAUAAAGUCACAUGGGAAUAUGUAAGUUACCAUGGUCCAAAGAUAGCAGCAGGGAAGCUAAUGUUUUGUUUGCAGUAUUACACUUAUCAGAUUGAUGUUGCAAAUAACCCCACUUUUUUUCUCUGUGUUCCCUAGAACUUAUCAUAAUGCUAAUCAUACAUGGAUCUAAAUGUGUUUGCAAAGUGUCAUACAGAUUAUAUUUACCAAGUUUCUGUUUCAAAGAUGUUUGAUAAACUGCAUCAUGGGUUUGUGAAUUCACAUGGUUACAGCUACUGUAACACCUCCCCAGUCACGUAAGCAUACAAACGCACCACAAACCUGCCUUUAAUUCCAAAAUAAUCACAAGAUGUAGCAAGUGUUGAUUGUAAAAGUACUAAUGUAGCCUGACUACGCCAGUUCAGUGCGACAAGGCACCGAACAAAUUACAGAAGAUCCUUUAGGUUUUUUUAUUCAGAUAACGGAUCCAAAAAUGUAGGAACAAGGUCACCAAGAAAAUCACACAGAUACAUUUUAACAAGUGUUUGUUUAUUGUAAACUUCCAAUAGCAACGCCUAGUUUCAAAUGGUACUGAUGUAUAACAACCAUUCCAUUCACCUAUUAACAGGUGGCAAGAUUUCAAGCAGUUAAACAAGGUUCACAUGAAUGAGGUCAUGGAUUAAAGUGCAAAUGCAACACCGCUGCUACCCAACAAUAAAGUGGAGACACAUUCAGAGACACAGUAAAACUGUCAUAAUACCACGGUACAAAAGUACAAAUACCCACACCACACACACACACACAAUGUCCGUGCAGGGGAGGGAACACACAGAGAGAGCGAGAGAGAAACCAGCAUCACAAUAUAGCCUAUUCUGUGCACUUCUUAAACUCCAAUCGGCUACCAAAUAGGCUAAAACACUCGGGCCGUUCGCGCUCAUUAUUCAACACCGGCAUACCAUCAGGCCAAUACUUAUUGUCGGGAUGCUCCAUUUACUGGUCCAUCUCCGUCUCUCUCACUCGUCGGUCCCCCCUCCUGCACAGACACACAAACCCCAGGAUGGCCAUCCCGUUUGUAAAAACAUGUGCUAUUUAUAUUCAGGUGUGUAAAUUGAUCAAUAAUUCAAUUACUAGGUACUCAACAGGGCAAACCUAGAGAAGCGGGUGGAGAAGUCAACAUAACGUGAUACAAAUCAAUUAUCAAAAAGUGUCAGACAACACAAAACGUGCACUAAUCAAAUCAAAAAUAAUUUUAUAAAAAUAAUAACAUGCAAGUGUAAAAUAAAUUUGAACAGGGCAUUCUUGACCCUGUUACACUACUGUACAGUACUUCAGAAUACACUUGCAAAUAGCUUUCCAAACAACUGUCAAAACAACUUUAUGUAAUCUACUACUAAGUACUAUGUUUAAAUGUGUAUAACUAUAGCAAUUUCUCCUAGUUCUGUCUGAGCAAAACCCGUGUCCAUCCUCCACUUACGUCCGUUGGAGCGAUGAAGAGACUCGGGUGUUAAUAUCCACAAGGGAAGGGGAUAUGAUGAGGCAGCUUGAUACAGUGCACAACACAAACACUCUCAAAAUAAAAUGUGGUGUGGAAUUUUUGUAACUUUUGGGAAUCAACAAUACUACUCAAUAUUCCAAUUCUUUAUUUAGCAGAAGCAAUCAUACAAGUACAGCACAAAUUAGGAUGAUGUAUUUGGUAUAACAAGAUACAAAAUAAGCCAAUGAAACACAAAUGUGAUACAAAAUAAAGGUACACCGUCUGGUUACAAAAAUAAAGAUAGCUGUGCAUCUCUAAUAGCAGGACCCUCUUCAUAUCGCUGUUGUACAAUUCUUGCUGGAGGCUGAGGUAUGCUUCAGCCUCCAGCAAGAAUUGUGCUUCAGUAGUAUCCGCCACCUCCCUUUCAAUAGCCCAAACACCUGUUCAACCACCACUCGGAUUUGGCCUACUGAAUAAUGUUACGUUAACAUAUUGAAUUAAAUACCGCUUUGUAGUUUUCCCAUAUACUUAAUGAAAAACUAACAAAAAUAAAGGGAAGCACAGAUGCUGCAGGGUAGGUUAUUGUGCAGCUGAACAGAGAAAGAAGUAAUUGAGACUAAUUCAAACUUUGCUGUCUCUCUCUAACUGGUGAGCAGAAAAGAAAAAAAUGUGAUGAGAAAAUAAUCCACUUGUUAAAGAUGAAUAUAGUAUUUCCACUCUAGUAGGCUGUCUGGUAUUUCUGAUUUCCUUCUGUUUAUUGCGGCUCUUUAUCUAGUCUUGUGUUUUGAUUAAAAGCGUGUGCACAAGGCAAGAGUCUUACAGUAACCGAGGGAUGCAAUUGCUUGAUCAUCAUUAAUAAAUGAUUGAAAAACUUUUAGAUGGUGUUUUUUUUUUUUUAAUAAUAGAUGAAUCAUCACCCUUGUGCGUUCCAGGCUGUCUCCAGUCAUCCUGCCGCCACCACAGUGAACCCAUUAUCAGUGCGGGCUAUUGCUCAGCUUAGAAAUAUCCUCUAAAUGAUAUUAAAACAAGCCCACAAUAAAACACAAGUAGAGACUGGAGUAGGGAGUUGAAAUAAAAAAAAUGUGUUCUAGAAAGUUCUAGAAAUGCGUUCGAGUCCAUCUGUGCCCUUGCCCUGUAAAAACCUGUACUGCUUGUAUAAUUUGUUUCUGUGCUGUUUAUCUAACUUGUUUUCGUACUGCUCAACUAACUUGUUUUUGUAUCGCUUAUCUAUCUUGUUUGUCUCAGAAUGUUAUGGGAAAAGGGAUAGCUUACAGGAAUAAUUCACAGGGCGAGCCUCGAGAGAGUGAUCUGGCCAAUUACUCUCUCGCACGCGGAAGCCUAACUUGGUAAGCUAUAAAGGACGGGUCCCCCCCCCCUCCCCUGUGUGUGCGUGCAGAAAGGAGGUUGUGAUCUAAACAGUAUAUUUGAAUGUGCCUUGACUGAUGCAAUGGAAGUACCAUUGGGACAGCACGUGUUCAUCAUUAAAGUUAUCUUGGGUGUCAUAUAAAAUAUCUUACUAAC